Messenger RNA from Aspergillus alliaceus, 3084 nucleotides. RefSeq names its product ATP-dependent RNA helicase DBP10. Bases 188 to 2956 code for a protein of 922 amino acids. Gene Ontology annotation, molecular function: RNA helicase activity; RNA binding; ATP binding. NCBI's taxonomy places the organism in Eukaryota, Fungi, Ascomycota, Eurotiomycetes, Eurotiales, Aspergillaceae. The record is from RefSeq and is a predicted model, not a curated record. The transcript has a single exon. Gene Ontology annotation, cellular component: nucleus.
AGAAGGUCUGCCUUUUCUCGUCUUUUUCACUCAGUUUUCACUGGGAGCGUUGGUGUGACUUGAGAUACCCAGUUUUUUUGAUAAGAAUCUCUGCGCAACGAAAUUGAUCUCUGUUUCAGUGAUUUAUUCAUAUGCCUUUUUAGGCGAACACUUUUUUCUUUUUCGUUUCUAACAGAUAGAGGCCAAAAUGCUUCAUCGCGCAGCGUCGCCAGCAGCGUCAGAGAAUGAAUUCGAUAUCACGAAUGCGCUUUUUCAGAAUGACAGUGAUUCCGAUAAUGAUACAUCUUUGAAGCAGGCAACGCGGCAACGGAAGGCGGCCCCAGCUCAAGAGCUUGAUUUUCUUGGAGAAGUUGACGACGACGAAGAUGACGAGGCGUUCAUCGCAGAGCAACAGGCUUCGGCCAACAGGAAGUCUUCCAACCUCAAGGGCCGUACUGUCAAGAAGGGUGGUGGUUUCCAGGCAAUGGGACUGAAUGCACACUUGUUGAAAGCCAUUACGCGGAAGGGUUUUUCGGUUCCGACUCCCAUUCAGCGCAAAACUAUCCCCGUGAUUAUGGACGAUCAGGAUGUAGUCGGUAUGGCGCGGACAGGUUCCGGAAAGACGGCUGCCUUUGUUAUUCCCAUGAUAGAGAAGUUGAAGAGCCACAGUACCAAAGUUGGAUCCAGGGCGCUGAUCUUGUCGCCGUCGAGAGAACUGGCUUUACAGACGUUGAAGGUUGUUAAGGAGCUGGGAAAGGGUACAGAUUUGAAGUCUGUUCUUCUUGUUGGUGGUGAUAGCUUGGAGGAACAGUUCAGCUUGAUGGCCGGUAAUCCCGAUAUUGUGAUUGCGACACCCGGACGUUUCCUGCACUUGAAGGUGGAGAUGAAUCUGGAUCUGUCUAGUAUCCGUUACGUGGUGUUUGACGAGGCCGAUCGACUCUUUGAGAUGGGUUUCGCUGCUCAGCUUACGGAGAUUUUGCACGGACUCCCUGCCAACCGCCAGACUCUUUUGUUCUCUGCGACGUUGCCCAAGUCGCUGGUGGAAUUCGCCCGUGCUGGUCUACAAGAGCCUACCCUUAUUCGUUUGGAUACCGAAGGUAAGAUCUCGCCGGAUCUUGAGAAUGCCUUCUUCUCUGUCAAAUCUGCGGACAAGGAAGGAGCCUUGCUUUACAUCCUUCAUGAGGUUAUCAGAAUGCCCACUGGCCCAACUGAGGCCUCGCUGCGUCGAAGAGAAGACGACUUUAAGAAUUUUAAGAAACGGAAGCGAUCGGAGAUGAAAGCUGUCAACACGCGGGAGUCUCCGACAAAAUAUUCGACCAUUGUUUUCGCCGCGACAAAACAUCACGUGGAUUACCUCUAUUCUCUACUCUGCCAGGCCGGAUUUGCAACUUCUUAUGCCUACGGUUCUUUGGAUCAGACUGCGCGAAAGAUUCAGGUCCAGAAUUUCAGAACUGGUAUCUCUAAUAUCCUUGUUGUCACAGAUGUUGCAGCAAGAGGUAUUGAUAUUCCUAUCCUUGCUAACGUCAUCAACUAUGACUUCCCAUCUCAGCCAAAGAUCUUCGUUCACCGUGUCGGUCGUACGGCUCGUGCUGGCCAAAAGGGUUGGAGUUACAGCUUAGUUCGGGAUGCAGAUGCCCCGUAUAUGCUUGAUCUGCAGCUCUUCCUCGGGAGAAGGCUCGUCAUUGGCCGUGAGUAUGGUGACAAAGUUAACUACGCCGAAGAUGUCGUCGUCGGCAGCUUGCCUAGGGAUGGCCUGUCCAACAACUGUGAAUGGGUUACAAAGGUUUUGGAUCAUGAUGCCGAUGUGUAUGCUCAACGCAUCGUUGCUAGCAAAGGAGAAAAGCUCUAUAUCCGAACUCGAAACUCGGCAUCCCUAGAGAGUGCUAAGCGGUCAAAACAAGUUGUCGCUUCUGACAACUGGACAGCCGUACAUCCUCUUUUCAAUGACCAAUCAAGUCAAAUGGAAGUAGAGCGUGAGAAGAUGCUUGCCCGCAUCGGAGGUUACCGGCCCCAGGAAACAAUCUUCGAAGUGCACAAUCGCCGUGGUGGCAAGGGUGAAGGUGACGAAGCUGUCGAUACCAUCAAGCGAAUCCGGACUACGGUUGAUCACAAAAAGAAGAAACGAGAGAUGGCCGAAAAACAGUCGGAAUUCUUGGAGGAUGCAUCUACCGGAAACACGGAAGGAGCCGACGAGGCUGAGGAGAAAGAUGACCAGUUUGAUGAAGAUGAUGCCGCUGAAGGAGUACCCGAUAACAUGUCACUGGCAUCUGAGUCCGAUCUCGAAGUCACUUUCUCAUCGUAUAACGGAGGAAAGUCAAAGAAAGAAAGCGCUGCAUCCUUCCAAAACCCCGAAUACUUCAUGUCAUACACUCCAUCCAACACAAACUUGGCUGAAGAUAGGGCCUAUGGUGUGCACACCGGAACUAAUUCCAAUUUUGCUCAAGCUUCACGUAGUGCUACUAUGGAUCUACUUGGUGAUGAGGGUAGCCGCGGGUUCGCCGAGCCCCGUACUAUGAUGCGCUGGGACAAGCGGCACAAGAAGUAUGUGUCACGGCAAAACGAUGAAGACGGGUCCAAGGGCACUCGACUUGUACGCGGUGAAUCUGGUGCCAAAAUUGCAUCCUCCUUCCGCAGUGGACGAUUCGACGCAUGGAAGAAGGGCAAGCGUAUGGGCCGUCUGCCACGUGUGGGCGAGGCAGAGACACCAGGUCUCGCCGCUGACCUCAAUAAUCACAUGUCAGGACGCCGCUUCAAGCACCGAAAGGAACAGGCCCCCAAGGCGGCUGACCGUCUACGUGGCGACUACGAGAAGAUGAAAAAGAAGGGUGAAGCGGCUAAGGAGCGCCAGCUGUCCAAAGCUGGAGGCGCGGCUGCACGUGGCAAGAGCGAGCUGAAAUCUACAGAUGAUAUCCGGCUGGCAAGGAAGCUGAAGCAAAAGAGAAGGGAGAAGAAUGCCCGGCCAUCAAAAAAGAGGUGAAUGUAAUGAAUUGGGAAAAGGCGUUGGCUCAAAAAAAAAAAAUCCUGUUGUACAUACCAUCGAAUGUUGCAGUCAGUACAUCUGCUCAGCCAUUGUGAUAUGAUCAAUCCUUCGUAGGGUUGUAAUGC